This is a messenger RNA of Paramormyrops kingsleyae, 5892 nucleotides long. Its product is annotated as connector enhancer of kinase suppressor of ras 2-like. Gene Ontology annotation, cellular component: membrane; cytoplasm. Gene Ontology annotation, molecular function: protein binding. The record is from RefSeq and is a predicted model, not a curated record. Gene Ontology annotation, biological process: regulation of signal transduction. Lineage: Eukaryota; Metazoa; Chordata; Actinopteri; Osteoglossiformes; Mormyridae.
CAAUCAUCUGUUCUUGUAGUCUGUUCUUCGUGUAGAAGUCUUUUAGCUCAGGGUAAUAUAUUGCACCAUUCUUGAAGUAUACCACGACGGCUGGCGUGAUGCUGCAGCGAGGGACAUCGACCAUGGCACUGGUAAUGGAACCUAUAAGUAAAUGGACACCCAAACAAGUAAUGGACUGGAUAAAAGGCUUGGAUGACUGCCUUCAGCAGUACAUCAAGAACUUUGAGAGGGAACAGAUCAGUGGGGAAGAGCUGCUGCACAUCACCCACCAGGAGCUGGAAGAGCUCGGCGUUACCCGCAUCGGGCAUCAGGAACUCAUCCUGGAGUCUGUGGAUCUGCUGUGUGCUCUAAAUUAUGGGCUAGAAACAGAAAACCUGCGAACAUUGUCUCACAAGCUGAAUGCUUUUGCCAAGAAUCUACAGAACUUUAUCACAGGUCGCCGUCGGGGUGGACACUACGAUGGCAGAGCUUCAAGACGCCUACCCAAUGACUUUCUCACUUCUGUGGUGGACCUUAUUGGCGCUGCUAAGAAUCUUCUUGCCUGGCUGGAUAGAUCCCCAUUUGUCACUGUGACAGAGUACUCUCUCCUUAAAAACCACAUUGUCCAGUUGUGCCUGGAGUUAACUACCAUAGUACAACAGGACAGCACUGUGUAUGAGAUGGAAAACAAGAUCCUUCAUGUGUGUAAAACAUUAUCCCGAGUCUGUGAGCACAUCAUCUCGCUGUCCUCUGACUCCCUGGUCUCGCAGUCUGCCCACCUAGAGAUCAUCUACCUUAGUAACCCUAUGCCCACAGAAGGCCUGGGGAUGUAUAUAAAAUCGACUUACGAUGGACUUCAUGUAAUCACUGGAACCACUGAGAAUUCUCCUGCUGACCAGUGCAAGAAGAUUCAUGCUGGCGAUGAAGUUAUUCAGGUCAACUAUCAAACUGUGGUUGGCUGGCAGUUGAAAAAUCUAGUUAAUGCUUUGCAAGAAGACCCCAAUGGUGUGAUCCUCACUUUGAAGAAAAGGCCACAGAAUACCUUACCUUCUGCUCCAGGCCUGCUCAAGAAUGUGCGCUGGAAGCCCUUAGGCCUGCAGCUCAUCCCUACUAGUCCCCCAAGUAAUCCCAGCACCCCAAACAGCACCAUGGACAUGCUUUCAAAGACGGAUAAUUACAACAUGCAUGACGUCUUCAUCAUGUCCCCUGUGUCUGGAAGUUAUGAAUCCAGCCAUGAGAUGGACGUCACUCCCUGCGAUGAUAUCGAUGAGUACAACAUAGCGAGACUUGGCAGGAAGGGCUCAGAGUCACCCAGCUACUACCUUGACCAUGAAAAUGAAAAGUACUUCCCACUGGUGGAGGAUGAAGAGGUGGCCCUGGGGCCAGAGUAUGACAGGGGAUAUUCCUCAUGGCUUCCUCGGCGUGAGAGAUCCCCUCCUCACGGGCCCGGUUCUGUGCUGAUGGAGUGCAACUGGAUGGGAGGAGCCAGGGAUCCAGAUCUAUACAAGACGAGCGGCAGAGAUCCUAAUAACUCCCUUCCACACUACUGGAGUGACAGCAAGAUCCUAAUGAUUCAGGACGAUCUGGACAUGGGGCGGGACUGCAGAUGGGAUACUGGGCAACACUCGCGUAGGAAGAGCAAGAGCACCAGCAGUAGCCGUUACCAUAUCAGCCCCCCCCUGCUGCCUGCUAAUCAUAGUGCUGGAGACACACAACGAGUUGAAACUGAUCGAUAUGCAAAUACAGGAAUUGAAAAACAAGGUGGAACAUCCAUGAAGAAGUCAUUUCACUAUGCCUCCUUACGAACCAGAACUAAAAGGAGAACUAAAGGCUCUGUACCCAACAUCAGCCGCAGACGUGUCUCCUGCAAGGACCUGGGCCAUGGAGACUGUGAGGGCUGGCUGUGGAAGAAGAAGGAUGCCAAGGGCUACUUCAAACAGAAGUGGAAGAAGUACUGGUUCGUUUUGAAGGACUCCUCCCUUUACUGGUACACCAACCAGAAUGACGAGAAAGCGGAGGGAUUCAUCAGCCUCCCGCAGUUCAGGAUAGACAGGGCUGUCGAAUGCAGAAAGAAAUUUGCGUUCAAAGCAUGUCAUCCUAAAAUCAAGAGUUUCUUCUUUGCUACUGACCAUUUGGAUGAAAUGAACAGAUGGAUGAAUCGGCUUGGACUAGCAGCUAUUGGGUACACACCUGAUGAUGAGAUGCCCCGCCCUGAUGAAGAUUACUGGAGUGAAAGUGACCAGGAUGAUAAUGAUGGCUAUAUGACUCUCAAACAAGACAGCUCAUCUUCUCUGUGUGACACAUACCAUCGUAUCCAUUCUGUCAACUCGUCAAGCCCUUUUCCUGAUCCUAAGCACGGGCGCCAUUUUUCCAGUGACUCCACAUACUCACAUUUAUCAGCAGAGGACUCUCAGCAAAACGCAUUCGGCAGCGCCAGCUCCUCCAGCUGCCGCUCCAUGUACUGUGAGCGACGUUCCUGGCAGGAUCUAAUGGAGACACCUCUUACCAGCUCAGGCAUGCAUUUCCUGCAUACGGGGCCAACUGAGGGUCAUGAGGCAGGCCUCUGCGGCCAGGCCGGGGACCAGCAGCUCGGCAUGGCCCCUGACAAAUGGCGCCAAGCCACUCUGCCGGUGCAGUAUCGACACAAGUCUGACAGUGAGGGCCACUUUUCCCCACUGGAAAAUGAGGAGCAGGGGCUGCGUGUUCCCCACCACACCCACAAACAGCGCAGCCAGAGUCUGCCACGGAACCACAGCCGACGCGGGCCGAAGAGCUUCCUGCACACAGCCAGGCCUUUUGAGGAGAAGAGCGAGGAUGAUGAGGUGGCCUUUGAUGUUUGCAUCAGCAGCAAAGAGGAGUCUCAGCAUAAGAGACGCAGCAUCGACGGUCUGCAGGAACUUUACCAAACGCUGGAGCAGGCCAGCUUGUCUGCCUUCGGAGAGCAGCGGCCCUUCAGCAAGCAGGAGUUUCGCCGCUCUUUUGUCAAGCGCUGCAACAACCCAGUCAUCAACGAAAAGCUGCAUCAUAUCCGCAUUCUACGCAGUACCCUUAAGGCCAAAGAGGGAGACCUGACAGCUGUUAAUCAAGUGCUUGAGGACUCCGAACUGACCUCCAAGAAGUUCAGAGAAUGGAAGCAAGGGCACCAUGAGCUGUUUUUGGACAUCUGUGAGUUCAUCUCAAGCACUAAGGAGCCCCAAAAUGGUGAAAUAUCUGCCCUGGCCACACCCCUCAUAGCACACACCCAUUCCUUCUUUGAGACACAUGUUUGAAAGACGUCAAUGACUGAAGCAAUGCAGUCAAGCAUCAUGAACACAGUUUUUAUCUCUACUGUACUAUACCCAUCCAGCUCACUACAGCUCCAUUCUGGAAGAGCUCACAGAUGACAAAACCCUUUUUCAAAUAUAAACAUGGUACUGAAAGGAAAUUACUGUGGUUUAUCUUUUAAUAAAAACAAAAAGCCUCAAAUGUUAAUAGUUGAAUGUUUAAAUAGAAAGUAUUACAUUUCAUUCACUUUAUAUAAAAACUAAAUACAAGACAAAGUAAAUAUAUGUUUUAGACAUUUCCUGUUAUGCAAUUUAUUUUACUUUUUCAAAUUUCCUUCUUGUAUCUUUGUGUACUUCCAGCCACAAAUUACAUACUUUUUAUUUAUAUUAGUAGAUUUCCUUACCUUAUUGUGUAUCAGAGGGUAAACUUAUUAUUUUGUAAUGAAUAAAGAGCAUAUUUGGUGGGUGUGUGCGUGUGUGUGUGUGUGUGUGUGUAUACACUGAGUGACAAAAAAAGUUAAGCACCCAGAAGUAAUGGUCCGAUUUGGAUGUAAUUUGGUACACAUGCAGACCAGCGAUGGGUAUUUAGAUAAUUCGAUUUGAAAGAAGCUGGUGUGUCUAGUCACCGGACCCAGAGGACGCCUCGUAGAUGCAUUAGACAGCAUUACCAGCACUUGUGGGAGUUUAAUAGGGGUCGCAUUGUGUGUUUGCAUGAGGCUGGGUGGUUGUAUUGUGCAAUUGCCCGGCAUGUGCGGUAUGCAGAUGUCACAGACGCCUGAUGUUGGAGCCAAUGGGCAUGUGAGGGCACCCACACACGUUGUGAAGGUUCCGGUCGCGCAAGACAGACCACACCAAAGGAGGAUAGUUGUAUUUUGUGCCAUUACAGAACCCCAUGAUAUCUGCACCUGCCAUCCGGACACAGGUGUCUACAACACCCCGUUUCUCGCACCGUGUCUCGAUGACUGGCAUUAACUGGACUAUGGAUUCACGGUCCCUUGUGUAGGCUUCCGUUAACACCAGCGCAGAGACGGGUGUGUUUGGAGUGGUGCUGUAACUGAGAGGCAUGGACUGAUGAUGAGUGACGUUGUGCCAUGUUCAGCGAUGAAUCUCAGUUCUGCAUUAUCAUGGAUGACCGUUGUGUGUGCAUAUGGUGGCCCUGAGGGGAGAGGACCAAUCCUGCCAAUGUUGUGGAGAGACACACCGAUGUUACUCCUGGCAUCAUGGUGUGAGGAGCCAUAGGGUAUGACAUCACGGUGUGGGGAGCCAUAGGGUAUGACAUCACGGUGUGGGGAGCCAUAGGGUAUGAGACAGAACCCUGCGACAGUCUUUCAACAAGACAAUGCCCAUCCACACAUGGCACUUGUAUCCAUGGGCGUCGCAGCCAUUAAAUCUGAGGGGGACGUGUCCCCCUCACAUUUCAUAAUUAUUCGUUUGGACCCCCCCCACAUUUAACAUAAAAUAUUAGUUUUAUGCCAGUGUGUCCCCCCAGUGCCAGUCUACAGGAUCUCCAGGACCAGUUACAACAGCUGUGGUCCGACUUGCCGCAGGAGAGAUACAACAGCUGUACGACUCCCUUCCAUACCGUAACACCACAUGCAUCCAGGCCCGGGGGGGGGGCAGGGGGUGCCACACCCUACUGACAUGGGACCAGCAGUGUGUCCAUACUGCCAACUCUGUUGUCCGUUUGAUCAGAUAUUAUAAUGAUUGCAAUGCAGUCACAUGACCUUUCAUCAUGUGCAGAUUCGUUUCAUUUCCACCGCUCUGUCUGGGUACUUAACUUUUUUUGUCACUGAGUACAGUACAUAUGACAUAUACAGCCAAUGCAUUUGUAGGGUGUGACACAUCACACUCAGACAUAGUGAAUGCUGACCACAGUCAUGGCAUCUUUUUUCCAUAAUAAUGUAACUAUAUACCCAGUAUACAAUGCUAAUAUUACAUAUGUAUAUAUUACUUUACUUUAAAGUACCAAAAUAUGGCAUGACUGGGGUUUUAGAUAAGUGGGAAUAUGAUUGUAACAGGCAGCUUGCUAACUUAAAACUGUGAAAAAUCUUUGUGAAUGCAAUUGUAUAUAUCUACAAAAUCUUUAAAAAAGAAAAUAAUUUUAAAAUCAAUUUCAAAUGUCAAAAGAAUGUUUGUGUGUCUAUUAUAUAUGUAUAUAUAGACACACAUACACUACACACACAGUACCAGUCAAAAGUAUGGACACGCCAAGCCACCUACAAAGGUGAGUGAUAGUGUUGCAUCACAUGACCUGGUCACCUGACCUAAACACAGUAGGAAUGGUUUUGGAGGAAUUUGACCAGAGAGUGGGCAUAUGUGGGAACUCCUUCAGGACAGCUGGAAAAGCAUCCCAUGAAAAUGGUUUAGAGGAGACAGUUGGGUCAGUCAGUCGCUGAAGCAAUUGGGGUUCAGGGCCUUGUUCAAGGGCCCAACGGUGGCAUGACUCUCCCAACCACGGAAUUUGAAUCAACAACCUUCUGAGUCUCAACCCACAGAGCACCCCCGUCUGAACAAAAUUUUUUUGCUUAAUAGUUCUUUGGUCAGUGUAUAAUUCCAUAUAUGUUAUUUUAUAGUUUCUAAAAUAUGGAAAAUAGUACACAUAAACCUUUCUGUGGUCAGGUGUGUCCAAACCUUUGACUGGUACUGUAAA